This is a messenger RNA of Dromaius novaehollandiae (emu), 3680 nucleotides long. RefSeq names its product protein PML-like. The transcript is spliced from 10 exons. Gene Ontology annotation, cellular component: PML body. Gene Ontology annotation, molecular function: zinc ion binding; ubiquitin protein ligase activity. The coding region runs from base 1 to 3345 and encodes 1114 amino acids. Gene Ontology annotation, biological process: protein monoubiquitination. Lineage: Eukaryota; Metazoa; Chordata; Aves; Casuariiformes; Dromaiidae. The record is from RefSeq and is a predicted model, not a curated record.
AUGUGGCUGCUGACGGCGGGAGGAAGCGGCUGGGUGAGCUGUUCUGCGCGGGCCCUGCGCGGGCACUGCUCCUCCAGCCGCGGGGAGGACCGGUCCUCCACCGCACCUGCACCUCGGGGGGCUGCGGGGGCUCUCCAGCCCCUCAGGGAACAGGGGCAGCUGUUUUUCCCAGCAACUCCUGCUUCAGCGUGGCCUUGUCACCGUGCCACGGCCCCUCCUCUGCUCCAGGCCUCUCUUUCCGCGCUUGCUGCCCGGGAUCUGGCACGGCCGCGGCUCCCGGAGCAGCUCCGGCUGCAGGUGCCACAGCGCAGCACCGCGCCUGGAGGACGGGAACCCCUGGACCUCCCUGGGGGUUGGGGCACCCCGCUUAGCAGCACCCACCCUCCACCCAGCCGCGCGCCCCGUCACACCACGUCCCUGCAGGACGCCAGCGCCGAGACCGCGGUGGCACCGCCACGAUGUCGGCGCUGGGGGGGCCGGGGCGAGCUGGGGCCACCGAGCCCCCAGAGCCAGGCGGCAGCUCUGCUGGGCUCGGGGCAGCCCUCACCCCCGCCUUAUCCGCACACACACCAGCGCCUCAGCGCCCUGCGGACACCCAGCAAAGCCCUGGCCAGUGCGACCAAGAGGGCAGAAGGGGGUGGCACCAUCCGCCCCGCCCCGCGCCGCCUCUCCCGCCCGCCCGGCCGCAGCAGCCCCGGGCACCGCCGCCUUCCCCGCCUCCCCGGGCGGCUGCAGAGCUUCCUCCCUUCAGCUCCUCCUCCUCCUCCUCCUCCUCCUCCCCCCUCCAGGCGCGCUGAAGAAACGAAAGCGAGAGCAGCCAGUGCGAGGGUGACGAGCGGCGCAGGCCCCGCCACCCGCAGCCGCAUGCCCGCCACCCCCGAGGCCUCGCUGCCAGCCCCCGCGGCUGCCGGCGCCCCCGGCCCGCCCCCCCCGGCAGGAAGAGACGGACACGGAGCUGCUGCCCCCAUGGAAACGAACCACCAGGCGGGACCGUCCGUCCGUCCCCCUCCGUCCUGCCCACAGGUGCUGGAAGAUGAAUUCCAGUUCGUGCUCUGCGAGGGCUGCCAGCAGGAAUCGCCCAACCUCAAGCUCCUCACCUGCCUCCACACCUUGUGCCUCGGCUGCCUCAACGAAAACAAGCCCAUCGGCCAGUGCCCCGUGUGCUGGACCGCCAUCCCGCAGGCCAGCGGCAUCCCCGACCGGGACAACCUGCUGUUCACCAGCCUGCAGGCCAGGCUGAGCAUCUACAAGAAGAUCAUCAGCAGCGGUGACUUGAGCUGCAGCCGGUGCCGGAAGGAGGUGGCGGCGGUCUGGUGCUCCGAGUGCGAGGAGUUUCUCUGCCUCACCUGCUUCGAGGCCCACCAGUGGUUCUUCAAGAAGAGGAGCCAUGAGGCCAGGAAGGUGGAGGACCUGAGGGCAGAAUCGGCCCACCAGUUCCUGGAAGGCACAAGGAAAUCCUGCAACCUCUUUUGCUCCAGUCCUGGCCACACCAACCAGGGCCACGUCACCAGCAUCUACUGCCGGAGGUGCGAGAAGCCCCUGUGCUGCUCCUGCGCGCUGCUGGACAGCAAACACUCCCAGUUCUACUGCGACAUCCGGACCGAGAUCCAGCGGAGGCAGGAGGAGCUGGGCACCAUGAGCCGGGAGCUGAAGCAGAGGAAAAGUGGCUUCGAAGAUGCCUACAAGGCCCUGCGGGAUGAGGUGGCUCACCUGGAGCAGGUGAGCAGAGAGACCCGGGAGCAGAUCCAGCAGCGCGUGGAGCAGCUGGUGCGGCUGAUCCGGCAGGAGGAAGAGGAGCUGCUGGGGCUGGUGGAGACGCGGCGGGAGCAGGGCCGCCGGGAGCUGGCAGGGGAGCUGCGGCGUGUGGAGGGCGUGCUGCGGCGCAUGGAGGCCGGCGAGCGGCUGGUGGAGAAGAUGAGCCUCUAUGCCACGGAGCAGGAGGUGAUGGACAUGCAGCCCUUCAUCAAGGACUCCCUGGAGGAGCUGCGGAGGCUGCAGCCCACGGCGGCCGGGGGCCAAGUGCAGGCCACCAGGGACUUUGCCGAGUGCAGAGGCAGGCUCCAGGCGCUGGCGGAGCGAGUGAUGGGGCAGACAGGUGCUCCUAAACCCCUUAAACCAUCCCAAACUGAGGGGCUGAGGAAUGGGAAGGAGAACAGAGAUAUCCCUUACUUGCUGCAACCUUCUGGCAUGUGUUUCCCAGCUCGGCUGCCAGCAGGGCCAGGUGGUGCUUCCCAGGCUGUCCCUGUGGUUGAGGUGGCCCUUGAGAACGACUUGCAAGAGGAGCCAGAUCAGGUUGGGAGCCAAGGGAUUGUGCCCACCUUCACGAUCAGCCUUGGGGAGAUGCAGGCGAGCACGGCUUCCCCUGCCGCCACACAGCCCAAGUGGAGGUCCCGCCACAUGGAAAGGGGCAGCCAGAGCUCGCCCAAGCUGCUGAAGCUGGAGUGUGACAACGAGCCAGCCCUCAGCAAUUCCAGUUUAAACCAGUGGGAUGGCAGAGGUGGGCCCAGCACUUCCGCGCCAAGCCAAAACUGCAGCAGCAUCCCCGCCACCAAGGCCUCCAGGAACCAAGCUGAUGACACAGAAGUUACCAGCAUCAUCAUAUGCAGCUCAGAGGAUAGUGAGGAAGACACGGUGGUGUUUGGUGAGCCAUCCGGCCUCCUGUGCUCAGGGAGCAGCACUGCACACCACGGCUCUGGCUCUGCCAGCCCCUGGGGCUACGGGCCAGGGCUGAGCACCUUGGUGUUCUUCAACCUGAAGGUCGACCAGAAAACUCAGCAGAUCAUGCAGAUAGCAGCAGCCAAUGGAGACCACAGCUUCAAGACUGUGAUCCAGACGCCCGAGUCAGUGCUCCCUCUGCUCUCUCAGGGCGUCCCUUUGGAGACUGCAAUGGAGCAGCUCCUCUGGUACCUCCACUCCGUCCCCAGGCCCAUCCUCGUCAUCUAUAACUUUUGGGCACCAGAGCUGUCUGCUCUCUUUAAAGCCCUGGAUGCCACGGCCAAGAAAGUGGACUUCUGCCACACUGUGGGUGGUUACUUGGACAUGUUGCCCAUGAUCAAAGAGAAGUUUCCCAAGGCACCUUCGUACAAGCUGAAGAACCUGCUGAGAAAACAUCUUCGGCAGCAGCUGAAUGAAGGCAGUGCCCUGGCAACAGCAAAGGCGCUGCAGGGUCUGGGGGAAGCCCUGGAGCUGUUUUCCUGCCCGGAUCCAGGGCCCUUGUUCACACACUGCAACCUGCAGAGUUACACAGUCCUGCGGACUCUGAUACAGGAAAAGCUCCUCACCAAGAGAGCUGCCAAGAUCCUGGCCAGGCGCAACCUCAUCCUCUGGGAGCUGGAGCAGGCGUAGGCAGUGAGAGGGCUGCUGUGGGGGCCAGAGCUGUUGCACUGUGAUGUGGGCUGGCCAGGUCACAGGCUAACCCCAUCGCAGAUGCUCGCUCUGGCUUCCUGAAGAGCCACCAAGGAGCCGGGGACACCGAGCCUCUGCACAGAGCAGCUCAGGCAUCCCCCGCGCUGCAGUUUCCAGCAUCCUAUGCAUUAACAAGGGCUCACCGUUCCCUCAAGUUCCUGACCCCUUCCAUUCCUGGCAUGGAGGGGCAGAAGAGCGAUCAGGGCUCCAGGUCAGCUCUAAGGGGAACAAACUGAAUUAACAUCUUUAUAAAAUAAAUUAUGCGGUGCAGCCCA